Messenger RNA from Physella acuta, 177 nucleotides. Its product is annotated as golgin subfamily A member 6-like protein 1. The record is from RefSeq and is a predicted model, not a curated record. NCBI's taxonomy places the organism in Eukaryota, Metazoa, Mollusca, Gastropoda, Physidae.
AUGAAUCCCCACACCCCACUGAAUCCCCACAUCCCACUGUAUCCCCACACCCCACUGAAUCCCCACACCCCACUGAAUCCCCACACCCACUGUAUCCCCACAUCCCACUCCCACACCCCAAUGAAUCCCCACAUCCCACUGUAUCCCCACACCCCACUGAAUCCCCACACCCCACUG